Molecule: messenger RNA, 1242 nt
Organism: Phalaenopsis equestris
Lineage: Eukaryota; Viridiplantae; Streptophyta; Magnoliopsida; Asparagales; Orchidaceae
Product: pyrroline-5-carboxylate reductase
Exons: 7
Coding region: 89-895 (268 amino acids)
Biological process (GO): L-proline biosynthetic process
Molecular function (GO): pyrroline-5-carboxylate reductase activity
Source: RefSeq, a predicted model, not a curated record
UAGGCAGGAAUUAUUAUAACAUCGCGCCUGUUUCCCACAUCUUGAUCUCCUCGAGGAAGCUCGUGGCAAGCGAAGGAAGGGCCCGACGAUGGCGCUGGACGUGUAUAAGCUAGGUUUUGUUGGCGCUGGAAACAUGGCGGAGAGCAUCGCGCGCGGGGUGGUGAAGUCCGGUCUCCUUUCCCCCACCUCGAUCCGAACCUAUCACAGUCGACCGAAUCGACAGGCGGAUUUCCUGUCUUUCGGCGUCGAGAUAUUGGAGUCCUCCGGCCAGGUGGUUGCUGACAGUGACAUAGUAAUUCUCUCUGUGAAACCACAAGUUGCUAAAAAGGUUCUUUUAGAGCUGAAGCCAUUAUUUACAGAUGAUAAACUUCUAGUAUCAAUUGCUGCUGGUAUUAAGAUCAAAGAUUUGCAGGAAUGGUCUGGCCACGGCCGAAUAAUAAGAGUGAUGCCGAAUACCCCUUCAGCUGUUGGUGAAGCAGCUUCAGUCAUGUGCAUGGCAGAUAUGGCAACGAAGAAGGAUGAGGAACGAGUGGCUAGUUUAUUUAAAGCCGUUGGAAAGGUAUGGACGGUUGAUGAAAAAUACUUCGAUGCUGUAACUGGCCUGAGCGGCAGUGGCCCAGCCUAUGUAUAUAUUGCAAUAGAGGCUUUGGCUGAUGGUGGUGUAGCUGCUGGUCUUCCUAGAGACCUUGCUCUUGCUCUUGCAUCUCAGACGGUCUUUGGCGCCUCUGCCAUGGUCAACAACACAGGGAAGCACCCUGCCCAGCUGAAAGACGCAGUUACAUCGCCGGCAGGAACCACCAUAGCCGGCAUUUAUGAACUCGAGAAGGCCGGAUUUCGUAGCGCACUGAUGAGCGCUGUCAUUGCUGCUACAAACCGAUGCCGCGAACUAUCAUAAGGUGCACACGCCCUACUCAUUGAAAAAUUAUUCCAUACGAACAUCAUAUGCAAAAAUGCAUACGCAUAAAUGCAUGCGGUGUCCGAUAACCAUUUUACCUUAAAAGUUAAAAACUUUAUUUUUCUUUUUUUUUUAAAUAUUAUCAUUUUUAAUCAAUAUAUUAUGCUUCGAUAUUAGCUAUGACAAAAAUUUUGAAAAUAUGCUUGUGCAUUUCAUUGAAACCUAAUAUGUUGUUGCUUCAUUUGAGUGAAUUGCGAGGGAAAAAGCAGAGAAGUUUAAUGAGAAAUUGUUAAUCCUGAUUGUAAAAUGUGUUGGGGAUGCCUGGAUUUAUACUCCUUUAUUUUUAA